Salvia splendens (bonfire salvia) is the source of this 2365-nucleotide messenger RNA. RefSeq lists its product as uncharacterized. The coding region runs from base 681 to 2141 and encodes 486 amino acids. NCBI's taxonomy places the organism in Eukaryota, Viridiplantae, Streptophyta, Magnoliopsida, Lamiales, Lamiaceae. The record is from RefSeq and is a predicted model, not a curated record. The transcript has 7 exons.
AAAGAAGAUUUUUUGGGUUUUUUUUAAUGUUUUUGUUUUUAAUGCUGUGUUGUUUGUCAAAGAAUUGAUUUUGACAGGGUUUGCAUUUUCAUAACUAUUUUGCAAGUAUUUCGUUGAAUAAUUUGGAAAUAAGAAUUUUGUAUCAAUAGAUUCUUUCUUUUUUCUUUUACCAGAAAGAGAUUCAUACGCCAAUUUCAAACUCUAACUCUACUCAUUCCAUUUAAAUCAAAAUCUUGACCACACUUAAAAACGAUCACCAUUUUCUUAUACUGUUAAUCUUUUUUCAAUUUAAAAAAUUGCAAUCCACCUGUUGUUUAUUUGCUCAAAUAGCUGUGAACGUAUACUGUUGUGGGUUGAGUAACAGCAUAGAAAUGGGUUGCUUAUCCCAGAAAAUCAGUCAGUUCUUCUUUAUUGCACCAAAAAGAGGAAAAAAACGAAAUCUUUAUUUUUCUAGAAGUAACUAGGUUUCUGGCAAGGAUUUGGGGAUUGUAAGCAACUUCUUCACGUUCAAAUUCCUUACACAUGUCUAUGCCUGAUUGCCUGUGGCGUCUCACAAUAGUUGACAGGGAGAAGGAUGUUUUUUGCGGCUAACCUACACGUGAGGUCUGAAUUAUCUAUCGCUGGGAUCACCGCACAUCAUCUACUCCAUCUGCUGUAACUUUCUUCCAUAAGGAAAUCCGAUGGGGUCUAGAUUCCCUUCUCAUCAGCUUAGAAACGGCCUCUAUGUAUCAGGCCGUCCAGAGCAACCGAAAGAAAAAAUGCCAACUAUGAGCUCCGUGGCCAUGCCAUACACUGGUGGGGAUAUCAAGAAGUCAGGUGAACUUGGCAAGAUGUUCGACAUUCCAGUAGACGGCUCCAAAUCUAGAAAAUCCGGACCUAUAACCAGUUCUUCCAUGAGGUCUGGAUCGUUUGCAGCAUCUUCCUCACAUUCUGGACCAAUACACCCUAAUCCUGCAGCCAGGUCCAGCUAUUCUACCUCAGGCCCCGUGUCAUCGUGUGGAGUGGCAGGUUCAUCGUCAAUGAAAAAAUCAAAUUCCGGGCCUCUUAACAAACACGGAGAGCCUAUAAAAAAGUCGUCUGGCCCUCAAUCCGGGGGAGUCACACCAGUAAACCGGCAACACUCUGGUCCUCUACCCCCCAAUCUUCCUAAGACGGGUCUCAUUACAUCUGGACCCAUCACGUCUGGCCCACUAAAUUCCUCUGGCGCCCCGAGGAAGGUCUCUGGACCUCUCGACUCCACUGGAUCAGUGAAAGCACAUGGCUUGUCAGUAAGCAACAACCAGGCUGUUACAAACCUCAGCCAAGACGGCGUGUAUUUGGUCAAAAGGAAUAUCCCUCGACCUAUCUUAUGGGCAGUUAUUCUGCUCUUUGUUAUGGGGGUCAUUGCCGGGGGUUUCAUUCUUGGUGCAGUUCACAACGCUGAUCUCCUCAUUGUAGUUAUCAUUUUGUUCUGCAUCGUUGUUGCCCUAUUCGUGUGGAAUUCCUGUUGGGGGAGAAGAGCUGUCAUCAGAUACAUAGAGAGAUAUCCAGAUUCUGAACUUAGAACUGCUAAAAACGGGCAAUACGUCAAGGUCUCUGGGGUGGUCACAUGUGGGAAUGUUCCAUUGAAAUCAUCUUUCCAGAAGGUUCCAAGAUGCGUGUACACCUCCACAACUUUAUACGAGUAUAGGGGAUGGGAUUCCCAGGCAGCAAAUCCCACUCAGCGUCGUUUCACAUGGGGCCUCAGAUCAUCAGAGAAGCACGCUGUGGACUUUUACAUCUCCGACUUCCAGUCCGGGCUGAGGGCAUUGGUGAAAGCCGGGUAUGGGGCGCGAAUCACUCCCUACGUGGAUGAAACUACAGCUAUAGAAGUCGACCCUAUGAAGAAAGAGUCAUCUACGGAGCUGAUCCAGUGGUUGGGAGAGAGAAACCUUGCAGUUAGUGAUCGCAUAAUGCGUUUGAAAGAAGGGUAUAUAAAGGAGGGAAGCACGGUGAGUGUGAUGGGGGUGGUGCAGAGGAACGAGAACGUGCUGAUGAUCGUGCCUCCAGGUGAAGCCUUCACGACGGGGUGCCAGUGGAGUAACUGUAUCUUCCCUUCAAGCUUCGAUGGGCUCGUCUUGAGGUGCGAGGACUCAUCCAAGGUAGAUGUCAUACCGGUGUGAUGGAGAGCUCGUCUUCAUUUUCAUCUUCCAUCUUAUUCCUAUACAGGUUUCUUGUGUUGCAAUACAGUCACAGAGACAUUUUAUAGCAAAACAUUGCAAUAUUUCUUACUCUUUUUUUUUAUUUGUAUAGUUUUUAGGGAGUUUGUGAAUCAAGGUAAUCAAUGGUAGUGACUGUGAGUCUGUGACAGUGGAGAAAUAUAAAUAUGAUUGUGCUUUUGCCUUUA